UGUGAGAGCGGUCUUGUCUAACCGGAAACGAACCCAUUUGAUUGCCGUACCGCCUGUCGCCAUUUUCAAAACGGCUAAGCUUUAUUGCGCACAGCAGAGUUGUUCAGCAAAGAAGUUUAAAUAAAGAGCCGGAUCGUUUGAAUUAUUCAAGAGAGAGAGAGAGCGGGACAUUGUGCUCCUCUAGCCCGGCUAACACAAUGAUGGAGCUCCCUAACUACAGCAGCCAGCUGAUGCAGCAGCUGUGGGCCCUGAGGAAGGAGGGCCACUUCUGUGACUGCACCAUCCUGGUGGGAGACAGCCCUCACCGCGCACAUAAACUGGUACUGGCUGCCUCCAGCAUGCUCUUCAGGUCUCUGCUGGAUGGCUCGGACACCAUCUCCAUCGACACGGCCAUGGUCUCCUCGCAGGAGUUUGGCUGUCUGCUGGACAUGGUCUACACCGGCAAGCUGCCUCUCGGCAAACACAACGUCAGCCGCAUUGUCGCCGCCGCAGACAGCCUGCAGAUGUUCGACGUGGCCGUGGGCUUCAAAAACGUCCUCACCACUCUUGUGAACCAGCAGGUCUCUGUCCCGGUGGCGUCUACACAGACGCCGAGCCUCAGUGGGAUUAACAAAGCCCAGAGCGUGAACGCUGAAGGUUCAGCCUCACCCAGCAAGGACGACUCCGCGCCAGACGAGACGGAGCUGAAGGCUGAGCUGAAGAAGGAAGAUGGUCAGAGUGAGGAAGAGGAUGCAGAGGAACCAGCAUGUAAAAGGGUCUGUACUGAGCUCUCCGAGUCCUCAGAGCCUAAAGAAGGCAGAUCCUCAGACAGCGUGGCGGAAGAAAACAACCCAACGGCAGCCACGGAGUCAAUUGGACCUGCCGCUGGUUUUCUGGAGCAUUCCUCCCAGCUUGUGGAGCUCCUCGGCAACAUGUCAUCUGUCGUGGAGCUGCUGAGCCAGGCAGCACAGGGAAGCCUGGAGGAACAGGAGAGACAGGUUGUGUGUGAGUGCUGUGAGGAGGCUGAUCCCAGCUCAGUGUUGGAGAAGCUGCUGAGCAGAGUGAAGGAGGGGCAGCUCAGCGAGGGAGCCAUCGUCUCGCUGCUCCGGACCAUUCGGCAGAAAGCUCCCUCCUCCUUCCCCACACCACUGCACUCUCUGCUGGGCGAGGUGGAAAGGGACCCACCGGAACCCGACGGAAACCAAACGGCAGGUAAAGAACAAGUUGACUCAGAAAGGGAAAACGGCACCGGCAGUGAAGAAAAGCAGGAGGAAGAGGGAGAGGAAGAAAACAGUAAGGAGGAGACGGAGGAGGAUGAGAAAGUCAAAAAUGACCCGACAGACUCUUUUUCAUCUCCCUCCUCCUCCUCCUCCUCUUCCUCCUCCUCCAAGCCCUACUCCUGUCGCUGGUGUAAGAGGGGGUUUGCCUACAAGUGUCGGAUGCUGGCCCACGUGAAGCGCUGCGCCAUGUCGCAGGAGUGUGAGCAGCAGUGCCCACAGUGCCCGGAGAAGCUGCCCAACCAGCGGGCCCUGCAGCGCCAUCGGGCCGAGGCUCACCGCAGCACCGCACGGGUGAAGAAGAAGGUGGCGUGUGACCUGUGUGGGCGAACCUUCGCCCACCCAUCAGGCAUGAUUUACCACAAGCGCACCGAGCACUUUGAAGAGAAACCGUUUGCUUGUGAGGACUGCGGUGCAAAGUUCGGCGCCAACUCCUCUCUGAAGAAUCACAUGAGGCUGCACACAGGAGAGAAACCUUACCUCUGCAAACACUGUGACAUGAGCUUCAGUGUGGCUGCUGCCCUCGCAUACCACACCAAGAAGAAACACUCUGAGGGAAAGAUGUAUGUGUGUCAGUAUUGUAAGGCCGUCUUCGCCCAGUCCAUUGAACUGACGCGCCAUGUGCGAACACACACUGGCGAUCGGCCUUAUGUGUGCCGAGAAUGUGGCAAAGGUUACAGCCAGGCCAGCGGACUCACCGUCCACCUGCACACCUUCCACAAUUUGUCGGAACCUCAUGACUGUCAAAAGUGUUGUCUCAGCUUCUCCUCACUGGAGGAGCAUCGGCAGCACAUCCAGGAGUUGCACCCAAAGGAGUUCCACAAGUGUCCCACCUGUAACAAGGUGUUCAACAGCUCGGCCCUGCUGGACAAACACAAGGCCACCCACACUGGAACCAAGCCGUUCAGCUGUGAGCUGUGCAACAAGUCGUACCAGCAACUGUCAGGCCUGUGGUACCAUAACAGGACCAACCACCCGGAUGUGUUUGCUAACCACACCCGGCAGCUCAAGACCCUGGUCCAGUGUGAUGUCUGCUUCAAGUUCUUUCCCAGCGCUGCCAGUGUGGCCAAACACCAGGCUGCUGAGCACCAGGGCUCGGCAGCGUCGGCGCUGCACUGUGCGUUCUGCCCAGCGGUGCUGGCCGGGGAGGAGGAGCUGCAGGAGCACAUGAGCAGCCAGCACGUCAGCCAGAGCCCCGAGGGCUUCAGCUGCCCGCUCUGCUCGCUGGUCUGCUGCUCCCAGCUGGAGCUGCAGGAGCACCUGCUCUCCUGCCACAUGGAGGCUCAGGAGGACGCCUCCCAAACAGUGGUUGCCGCAGAUCCAACAGGCGAUGAAGGGGCGGAGCCUGUCAGCUCUGAGGAGCAGCUGGCCACUGCCCAGCAGGUGUUUGUGGCUCUGGCCGGGGAGAGAGAAGGCGAGUCGUCAGCCGAGGUGGUGCAGGUCAACGUGUACGACCUGCUGAACAGCUCCGUCACCUUCAUCUGCGAGGACAAAGCAGCAGCUCCCGACUCCUAACUGUUAAACCCCAGCAUGAUCACUCAGCCACACGCCAAGGACUCGUUGUGAUUCAUGUUUAAUCCACCAACAUCUUUUCUGUGGCAGUUGUUUUGCAGUUUUGAUUAAAUGAAUGUGUUUUUUUUUUUUUUUUUUGGGCAUUUUUAGGCCUUUGUUGACCGGACAGCUGAAGAAAUGAGAGGGGGAAUGAAGUGCAGCAAAGGGCCGCAGGUCGGAGUCGAACCCAGGCCCGCUGCGUCGAGGAGUAAACCUCUACAUAUGGGCCCCUGCUCUACCAACUGAGCUAUCCGGCCACCCUAAAUGAAUGUGCGUUUGACAUUUGUUUACAUAGAGACAGCCAGUUGGCUUAUAUGGGCCGUGCCCACAGAACACAGGAAGUCAAACAGCAAACACAAAGGCAGAGAAACCCAGCGGACCUCCGUCAGACUGCCCCAUCUAUCUCUACUUCAGUAACCACAUUUCUCACACAGCAACCCGCUAGAGACGGAAUGUGGCCUUUCAGUUACAGGUGGGGGUCUGGCCCAUAGAAAUAGAACGAGAGUAGAAACAUGUUGCUGUGUUCAUUUGACUAGUUUAGAAGGAAAUGGCGCUCAGCACUGUGCGUCGACCGUAGAAAUAGAAUCCGAGUUAGCCCGCUACAACAGGAUGGGACAGGACGCAUAAAAAUAGUCGCCACUCUGAACAUCCUGC
This is a messenger RNA of Sander lucioperca (pikeperch), 3461 nucleotides long. It is a transcript of the gene zbtb40, whose product is annotated as zinc finger and BTB domain containing 40. The record is from RefSeq and is a predicted model, not a curated record. Bases 198 to 2771 code for a protein of 857 amino acids. Lineage: Eukaryota; Metazoa; Chordata; Actinopteri; Perciformes; Percidae. Gene Ontology annotation, cellular component: nucleus. Gene Ontology annotation, biological process: regulation of transcription by RNA polymerase II. The transcript has 12 exons. Gene Ontology annotation, molecular function: RNA polymerase II cis-regulatory region sequence-specific DNA binding; DNA-binding transcription factor activity, RNA polymerase II-specific; protein binding.